GAGGCACGCGCAACCAGCGGAGCAUCAGUUCCUCCUUUUAGCGUGCUUUGUGAAAUUCUGAUGUUUCCCUGAAAGGAAUAAACCUAGACCUAGACAACUGCUCCAGUUUUUUAAAUGCAUUUAACAAACCGUCAUCUGCCGUUAUAGAACUAUAUCCGUGCGUGCAUUUCAUCCAGUUGGAAAUUAUCUCGUUUUUCUAUUUCCGAAUGAAUAGUUCUCUCUUACAAUCAAAAUGCCUGAGCUCAUAUCUGUGGACGAUUUUAUUGCGGAGACCUUGGAGGACUACAGCUCACCCACAACCUCGUCUUUCACCACCAAGAUGUCAAGUUGUAGAAACACGGCACACAAUUUGGAAGAGGCUCUGGACAGCGACAGGACAGUGUUACAGAAGAUGAAGAAAGCAGCCAAGGCCAAACAUUUGUCAGGACAAGACCACAUCUCCCACCUCGAGCACUACAUCAGCUCUAUGGAGAAGCUGUCGGCCAACUGCCACUCCAACGGCGAGGAGGAGGUGGCCUCGGCCUUCACGCGCUUUGCCGAGUUCUCCAGGGAGCUUCUCACCCCCAUGAAGAACCUGCUGAAGAGCAUGCUCCACAACAUCAACUUCUUCCUGGAGUCCCUGGUGAAGGGAGACCUGAAGGAGGUGAAGGGGGAUCUGAAGAAGCCAUUUGACAGAGCCUGGAGAGACUAUGAGAGCAGAUUUACUAAGAUAGAGAAGGAGAAGCGGGAGCUGGCUAAGCAGUACGGUAUGGUGAGGACGGAGGUGAGCGGAGGAGAGAUCGCUGAGGAUCUGGAGAAAGAGCGAAGGAUGUUCCAACUGCACAUGUGUGAGUAUCUGAUCAAAGUGAACGAGAUCAAGACCAAGAGAGGAGUAGACCUGCUCCAAAACCUCAUCAAACACUACCACUCCCAGUACAAUUUCCUGCAGGAGUGUGUGUCAGCUACAGAGCGUCUGAAGCAGUACAUGGAGGAGCUGACAGGAGGGCUGGGCACUAUUAAACAAAGGCAGGACGAGGAGAAGAGACAACUCUGUUCUCUGAGAGACCAGCUCCGACCUUCACUACAGCCUGAGCUCAAAGAGGACUCCAUCAGCAGACAGGCUGCGUACAGCAUGCACCAGCUGCAGGGCAAUAAGCAGUACGGGAGUGAGAGGAAUGGCUCUCUCUACAAGAAGAGUGAUGGGCUGAGGAAGAUGUGGCAGAAGAGGAGAUGUUCGGUGCAGAACUGCUACCUCACCAUCGCCCAUGGAACUCCCAACAAAUCUCCUGCCAAGCUGAACCUGCUGACCUGCCAGGUCAAACCCAGCCUGGAGGACAAGAAGUGCUUUGACCUCAUCUCCCAUAAUCGCACAUAUCAUUUCCUGGCUGAGGAUGAGUCAGAGUGUGUGGCAUGGAUCUCGGUGCUGAGUAACAGUAAGCAGGAGGCGCUGAGUGUGGCUCUGGAUGGGGGGCGGGGCGGGGGGCGGGGCGGGGGGCGGGGCGGGGGAGAAAACAGCCUGGACGACCUGACCAGGGCCAUCACUGAUGACAUCAGACGCAUGCCCGGCAACAACGUCUGCUGCGACUGUGGAGCACCAGAGCCCAGCUGGAUCUCCACUAACCUGGGCAUCCUGACCUGUAUCGAGUGCUCAGGGAUUCACAGAGAGAUGGGCGUCCACUACUCGCGCAUACAGUCCCUCUCUCUGGACACCCUGGGAACCUCAGAGCUUCUGCUGGCCAGGAACGUUGGAAACUCAGGCUUCAAUGAGAUUGUUGAGGCCAACCUGUUAAGCCCCUCCCAAAAGCCCACUGCCAUGAGUGACAUGGCUAUGCGUAAGGACUACAUCCUGUGUAAGUAUGUGAAGGGUCAGUUUGCCCAGCGAGGGAGCAGUUCUCCUGCAACGCUGCAACGCAGCCUGCAGGAGGCAGUACGGAGCCGAGACGUGUUCAGCCUCAUCCAGCUGUACGCUCAGAGAUCAGACCUCAGCCUGCCUCUGCACACCUACGUACAGGAGAAGGGGGAAAAUGCCCUCCACCUGGCCGUCCUAUUGGCUGACAGGACCUCAUUGCACAUGGUCGACUUCUUGGUUCACAACUGCACUAACCUGGACGCCCAGACUUCCAGAGGCAGCACAGCCGUUCACUACUGCUGCCUCCACAACAACACUGAGUGCCUCAAACUGCUGCUCCGGGCUAAGGCCAACACACACCUCAAAAAUGACCUGGGAGAGACUGGGCUGGACAUCAGCCGCAGGUUAAAACACAACCAUUGUGAAGAACUGAUCCAGCAGGCCCAGAGUAACCAGUUCAACAUGCACCAGCACGUGGAGUACGACUGGAGGCUUCGCCAUGACGACCCCUAUGACCCCUAUGACAGCGACGAGGACCUGGAGGACAAGAGCGGCCCAGUGAAGAAGGACCGUACCUCUAGGCCCUUCAGCCUGUAUCGCACCACCACAACCUCUUCCACCACCCUGGACCGGGAAGGUGGGGGAGGGAGCAGGGGAGGGCUCUUCAGUGUGGGUCGCCGGCUAGCCAUGGCUCGCGAGCACAAGCACAGCUCACACACACGCAGCCUGGACAGCCCCCCGCCACCUCCCCCGUCCUCCCCUGCACCUCCUCUACCCCCCAGGGUCAAAGCCCCCACUGUGCCUCCCCCACCUCCCCCAGUGAGUCCCCCCGAGGAGGAGGUAGGCUGGGGGGAGGUGUUCUCCCCCCCCAGCAGCAGUAAGAAGCGGACCCCCCCUCUCCCCCUCGUCAUCAGACACAAGAGGACCUACUCUGAGCCCAGCCCCAUGGCCCCCUCCAGCCCACACACCCCCCGGCUCACAGGCAACGCAGACUAUGGGGUGCCCUCCAGUUCAAGGGGCUACGGGGGUCCAGACUCCUCCUUCCAGAAGUGUGUUUCAGGGUCUCCUAAGUUCAACGUGACCAGCCUCAACGCCCUGGAUGAGCUGCCAGAGAGAGGCUUCCGGACAGACACAGAGGGAAACUCCUCCCAUUUCCUGUAUCAGAUGUCUCCUCCCAGCAGCAGAGCUCUUCCCCUUAGUUCACCCUCCAAUCACCACUCCUUCAGCCUGGAUGCCAAUGGAGGCCCCGCCCACCAUGGGCCCGCCCCCCACCCCCUGCCUCGCAGAUCUCUGCCCAGACCAAGGCUGCGUCGUGUCCAGGCCAUGUACGACUGUGAGGCAGACCACCAUGAUGAGCUGAGCUUCACUGAGGGAGAGGUGCUGGUGGUGCUUGGAGAAGAGGACGCCGACUGGUGGCAUGGUUAUGUGGAGGGCCAGCCAAACCACCAGGGUCUGUUCCCCUCCUCUUUCGUCCAGGACCUGGUAGAAUGACCCCUGACCCCUGGCUUCCACUGUGCGCAGAUUAAAGCCUAUCUCACCUGGGUUGUACAUCCAGUCUUCAGAUUCCAGAACUCUGGAGAACCGUCCCCCCUGGGUCAUGCACGAAGGGCAGAUGGAACCGUGAGGGUACAUGUUCCGCUGGGCUCUCCUCAGUCCUGAACAGGCCUUGUCUCCACCCACCGUGGGUGGAAGAGACCUUGAGCUCCAUCAGUUGAUCCUGUAGAACAGCCGUCCUCCACCCUGGUCCUCAGGGACACACUGUCCUGCAUGUUUUAGAUGUUUCCCUGCUCCAACACACCUGAUUCAAAUGAAUGGGUCGUUAGGAAGCUCAGCAGAAGCCUGACCAUAGCGACCCAUUCAUUUGAACCAGGUGUGUUGGAGCAGGGAAACAUCUAAAACAUGCAGCAGGAAGUCCCUGAGGACCAGGGUUGAGAAGGGCUGCUGUAGGACCAUGAGGCAGAUGCCUCCUCCAUCUAUAGCUCUUUAACUCCCCCUGGUUAAGCCUCAAGCAGUCCUCAUGUCCACCCGGCCCAGCUGCCCAGCGGCCCCAUCACUGGUCAGUGGGGCCGGCCACCUCUGCAGAAGCCUGAUAACAACCAUUCAUUUGAAUCAGGUAUGUUAGAAACAUCAAACCCAUGCAGGACAGUGGGCCCUGAGGACCAAGGUUGAGGACCACUGAUCUAGAUGUCUCCUCCUGUGUUGUUAAGGCCUGGGGGCGUGCCAAGCAGACUAACAGGGCUAGUCUUCUCUAGUAUUGAUGUCAAUGUGAAUCACUGCUUGAUUAGGGCAAUUUUCAUUAUGGGUCUAGACUGCUUAAAAAAAGAAAUGGUUUUGGUAAUAAGAUGCUGAACGAUGCAAAGUGAUAGAAGAUAGUGCAUGUGGCCAGAGUGCAGUGGUUCUGGUCUUGAAUGCUCCCUGCAUCUCCAAAUAAUGUAAUAUUACUGCAUUAAUUUAGCAGACUCUUCUUUCCAAAAUGACGUACAGAGCUGGGUUUUGAACCUAUAACCCCUUGAUGUGCAGUCAAAGGCUCUACAGUUGAGCUAACCCUAUCACCUAUACUAAAAGCCCCACAAUUCCUCAGGAAACUGCUGAGUCAUGAACACAUAUCUGUUGCGACAGGACAAUAAUAAAGGAGGGUGGUGAUUGGUCAAUCAUCAUUGAAGGCUGAUUGGUCUUAUGCUUUUCUAUAUAUAAAUAUAUAGAGAAAAGGCAGCAGUUUAAUGGUCAAUUAUGAACAAUUCAAUACAUUAUGUAUAAUGUAAAUUUCUACACACACACA
Messenger RNA from Osmerus eperlanus (European smelt), 4607 nucleotides. Its product is annotated as un-named sa1614. Gene Ontology annotation, molecular function: GTPase activator activity; protein binding. NCBI's taxonomy places the organism in Eukaryota, Metazoa, Chordata, Actinopteri, Osmeriformes, Osmeridae. Bases 233 to 3319 code for a protein of 1028 amino acids. The transcript is spliced from 28 exons. Gene Ontology annotation, biological process: positive regulation of GTPase activity. The record is from RefSeq and is a predicted model, not a curated record. Gene Ontology annotation, cellular component: cytoplasm.